AUGAGGUUUCUAAUUGUGUGCGUUUUACUAAGCUGUGUGGCUGCUGUCGAUUGGUUUGGCAGAGAUCAAUCAUCUGCGGUUAGAGGACGAUUGAUCUGUGAUGGAAGGCCAGCCGUUGGAGUGAAAGUGAAGCUGUGGGACGUGGAUAGAACCGAUGCUGAUGAUCUCAUGGAUGAGAAAUAUACUGACGUAAACGGUGAAUUCCAUCUGGCUGGAUGGUCAAAAGAAUACACUACUAUUGACCCCAAACUCAGCAUCUACCACGAUUGCAAUGAUGGACUCAAGCCCUGCCAACGAAAGUUCUCGAUUCUGAUCCCAGACAGCUACGUUAGUCACGGAAAAAUACCGAAGAGGGUCUAUGAUGCUGGUACCAUUCAACUGGCCGGUUCGUUCCCCGGUGAAAGCAGAGAUUGUAUUAAUUAAGCAUUUUACCCAACAACUUACUUGAAACCUCUUUUAGUUCGUUUGGAACUGAUAGUUGUCAUCUCAGGCAUAGCCAUCACAUGUAUAUUUGCGAAUUUAUAUAUUGUACCAUAUCAUUUGUAAUAAAUUUUUAAAAUGCUAUAC
This is a messenger RNA of Cylicocyclus nassatus, 567 nucleotides long. Lineage: Eukaryota; Metazoa; Nematoda; Chromadorea; Rhabditida; Strongylidae. The record is from the annotation of a GenBank genome assembly.